This is a messenger RNA of Physella acuta, 1455 nucleotides long. RefSeq lists its product as uncharacterized. NCBI's taxonomy places the organism in Eukaryota, Metazoa, Mollusca, Gastropoda, Physidae. The record is from RefSeq and is a predicted model, not a curated record.
ACGAACGAACUGUUGGCGUUUGGUUUCUUUCAGAUAAAUAGGCUUAAAAACAAAUAUUUUAUCCUAAAUUCAUCACAAGCUUUAUAACAUUUUACUAAUCUAGUAAGAAACACAUCUAGAUCGUGAGUUCUAUUUGAAAUUUCAAGGUUUACAAGUUCAACAAUGACAGGACUAAAUGCAAUUACAAUAAUAGUGACAUUUAUGUGUUUGCUCAAUACUAUGGCAGCUUCGGUAAAGGCCUUUAACUGCACACCGCCCACCAUCUACAACAGAACAGCCUCGAUUGAAUGUUCAUCAGAGGCUGCAGACAAAAUGAAGGACUGCAAAUUUUACAUCAACACUCAUAAUCUUACAGUAAUUGAGAAUGCUACUGAAAUCAACACUACACUGCUGGAUGGAUUGUUCCAGAACAACUGUAGCCUCCAAAUUCCACUUUUGAAUCUAGGCCCUGGUCAGCACCAGAUUUCAGCCAGAAUGACGUUUGAUACAGCAGGUGGAGAAAUGGUGGACAUCAGCCCUGCUGUAGAAAUAGAUCUAAAAUCUACACUGGAAAAUGUAGUUUGUGACAUAAUCUUUUAUUACACGUUAUAUGGACACAUAGUUGUGUGCAGCGCUGAUAUGGUGUAUUUAGAUAUCAACUGUGAAUUUAAUAUCACAAUGCGGGGUGCAAAGUAUCAUAACCCAGGCAGUGUGUCCUACUCCAGUGACAUAUAUAUAGAAGAUAACACUCAGGUCUACAAGGACAGGUGCACGCUGUAUUUUCUUUGGCAAUCCUACUCUGUAAACAUGGAAAUCAUGAAUGGCUCUGACAUUAUUGAGAUUAAAAACAGCUCAUUUAGCACCAAUGAAAUAGCCUUUGAUCCUGUCUGUGAGUCUGAGAUGUCCAAGUCCAUAUAUCCUGGUGACACUAGAACCUGCAAAUGUAACUUCAGUGUACUUGGCAAAGGUUUAGAUGAGUUUAGUUUGGAGGAACUCAUCACAAAUUUGAUAGAUUAUGUUCCAGGGAACCCAGAUACAGCACUAAGUAUUUCGUUAGAAGAUAUUAAAAACCAUAAAACUUUAUUCUGUGGUCCAGUGACUCGCACGGGCAGGUCAAAAAUAUUUGUAGCAUAUUACCCUGCUCUUCGUGAGCCACCAAAAAUAACAUACUUCCAUGCAUUUAACCAAAACAAUGAUAUGGCAGGAGAUGGCGGAAACACUGAUCUGGUGGUAGACCUGUACUCAAACGUUUUAUUUACCUGCUCUGCUACAGGAAUUCCACCACCUGACCUUGAACUGAUACAGAAUGAUUAUUAUGGUAAAAAGCGUACUUUAAAAUCCAGUGAUCAAAUAUCAUAUGUCAAGAAAAUGACAGACUGCAGAGAAGCUGGACAAUAUUCAUGUGAAACCAACACGGAUUUUUUUAAAACGACUGCCACCAAAUCCAUUAACGUAUACAUACGAUGUGAGUUUUGA